Messenger RNA from Octopus sinensis (East Asian common octopus), 1083 nucleotides. RefSeq names its product ankyrin repeat and death domain-containing protein 1A-like. Gene Ontology annotation, biological process: signal transduction. The record is from RefSeq and is a predicted model, not a curated record. Gene Ontology annotation, molecular function: protein binding. The transcript has 9 exons. NCBI's taxonomy places the organism in Eukaryota, Metazoa, Mollusca, Cephalopoda, Octopoda, Octopodidae. The annotation marks the transcript as partial.
AACGACCGUACAUCUCUUCAUUUAGCAGCCGACAAUGGUUGUAUAGAAGCUGUUCUCAAAUUAAUUGCCAUGAAAUGUGAUAUCCAUAUGAAAGACAAGGAUGGUGCUACAGCUUUACAUCUGGCAGCCAAAAAAGGCAAUAUUGACAUUUUGAAAGCCUUACUCGCUUCCGGAAGUAUUUCCGAUGAUCGUGACGUCGAUGGCCGUACAGCAUUACACAUCGCUAGUGAAAAUGGCUAUACGGAAGUGUGUGACCUACUUUUGGAAUAUGGUGCCAAUCCGAAUGCAGAGACGCUGAAAGAAAUGACACCGCUCCAUCUGUCGGCAAACCAUGGACAUACGGACGUCGUGGCGAAGCUACUUCACUUUGGCUGCGGAGUAAACGCUCAAAACUUUCAAGGAAACACUGCCCUACAUUUGUCCGCCAUGGGAAACCAUGCAGAUACUGCCAAAAUUCUUGUACAAGCAGGGUGUGAACUAGAUUUACCAAAUUACAGGUUGCAGACCCCACUUCAUGCUGCUGUAGAAAGUGGAUUAACAGAAGUUGUAGAAGUCCUGUUGGCCGGUGGGGCCAGUCUGGACGCCAGAGAAAAGUCGGGAAAGACCAGCCUUCAGUUAGCAUCUCGAGGGGCUCACGUUGCCUUAGUCGACACAAUCAUUAAAGCAGAACGGUACUAUUCAACGGCACGGGAAUAUCACAACAACGACCUAGGUUAUGUUGAACCUCAUGCUUAUCUGAGAAGACCAACCCAUCCCUCAGCUGAACAAAUGAAAGAGAUUCUAUGGAGACUAUCAACGAAACAGCUAAAGAACAACGAGUGGAAGAAGUUGGCUUUGUAUUGGAAAUUUAAACCAGAACACAUCCAAGCCAUCGAGCAUCAGUAUGUGGGUCCCAACAGUUACAAAGAACACGGAUUCCGUUUAUUGAUAAUAUGGUUACAUGGAAUACGAAAAGAUGAGAAUAUCAUGAAGCUACUAUUUGAAGCUCUUGUGGCGAUUGACCGUCGAAAUCUCGCGGGUAAGCAUGCAACACCAUCAGUUUUAUUGAAACUAUUUCUUCCCAAAUAAUCUCAUAUCGAAAAC